Molecule: messenger RNA, 387 nt
Organism: Aphanomyces astaci
Lineage: Eukaryota; Oomycota; Saprolegniomycetes; Saprolegniales; Verrucalvaceae
Exons: 2
Coding region: 38-328 (96 amino acids)
Source: RefSeq, a predicted model, not a curated record
UUGCCACCGUCAUGUGUCUCACAAUUGGACUCUCAAGAUGCCGUCCGUGAUGCAGCAGCACACCCCUGUAUACCACCCAGAAGACACGACCGACUGGAACACCAAGUCCCCCGCGCCAGCACUUCUCGAAGCGCGGCCGCCGUCAUGGAUCGACCGACUUCGCAAAGUGACCCUUCAGGCAAGACGGCGGAUGGGACUGCAGGCCCUGGCGCUGAUAUUCCUCAUCAUUGGCAUGGCGCUGCUGCUUCGACGUCGACAGCAAGCUGUUGCGCCCACGACAGCACCACCUGGGAUUGAUAUCCCGAGUACUAUACCCUUGAAAGGAUAACAUCGUAGUCACGCAAUGCAGUGUAUUAAUAUCACAUAACCCAGUCGUCGUCUUUGCAA